This is a messenger RNA of Urocitellus parryii (Arctic ground squirrel), 3615 nucleotides long. RefSeq names its product bone morphogenetic protein 1 (gene Bmp1). Gene Ontology annotation, molecular function: calcium ion binding; zinc ion binding; metalloendopeptidase activity. The record is from RefSeq and is a predicted model, not a curated record. Lineage: Eukaryota; Metazoa; Chordata; Mammalia; Rodentia; Sciuridae. Gene Ontology annotation, biological process: protein processing; dorsal/ventral pattern formation.
CGGGAGCGCCUCCUCCUCGCCGCCAGAGCUCGGUUCCCCGCCGCCGCUCCCGCGUCCGGGUGCGACCCGCCGCCACCGCCCGCCAGCAUGCCCGGUGUGGCCCGCCCGCCGCUGCCGCUGCUGCUCCGGCUGCUGCUGCUGCUGCUGCUCCCGCGCCCCGGCCGGCCGCUGGACUUGGCCGACUACACCUACGACCUGGGAGAGGAGGACGCCCCGGAGCCUCUCAACUACAAAGACCCCUGCAAGGCGGUUGCCUUUCUUGGGGACAUUGCCCUGGACGAGGAGGACUUGAGGGCCUUCCAGGUGCAGCGGGCUGCAGAUUUCAGGCCACGCAUGGCCCGUAGGUCGUCCAUCAAAACAGCAGGAAACUCUUCUGCCCCUGGCUGCCAGGGAGCUAGUGGGCAGCCUCAGAGGGAAUCCCAGGGGAGAUGGAGAGGCAGGCCCCGGAGCCGGCGGGCAGCAACCUCCAGACCAGAACGUGUGUGGCCUGAUGGGGUCAUCCCCUUUGUCAUCGGGGGAAACUUCACUGGCAGCCAGAGAGCGGUCUUCCGGCAGGCCAUGAGGCACUGGGAGAAGCACACCUGUGUCACCUUCUUGGAGCGCACCGACGAGGACAGCUAUAUUGUGUUCACCUAUCGACCCUGCGGGUGCUGCUCCUACGUGGGUCGCCGUGGUGGGGGCCCCCAGGCCAUCUCCAUCGGCAAGAACUGUGACAAGUUCGGCAUUGUGGUCCAYGAGCUAGGCCACGUCAUCGGCUUCUGGCACGAGCACACAAGGCCCGACCGGGACCGCCACGUCUCCAUUGUGCGAGAGAACAUCCAGCCAGGGCAGGAGUAUAACUUCCUGAAGAUGGAGAUCCAGGAAGUGGAGUCUCUGGGGGAGACGUAUGAUUUUGACAGUAUCAUGCACUACGCCCGGAAUACCUUCUCCAGGGGUAUCUUCCUGGACACCAUCGUUCCCAAGUACGAGGUGAAUGGGGUGAAGCCUCCCAUUGGCCAAAGGACCCGGCUYAGCAAGGGGGACAUCGCCCAGGCCCGCAAGCUCUACAAGUGCCCAGCCUGUGGAGAGACCCUACAAGACAGCACAGGCAACUUCUCUUCCCCUGAGUACCCCAACGGCUACUCGGCCCACAUGCACUGCGUCUGGCGCAUCUCCGUCACGCCCGGGGAGAAGAUCAUCCUGAACUUCACCUCCAUGGACCUGUACCGAAGCCGCCUGUGCUGGUAUGACUACGUGGAGGUCCGCGACGGCUUCUGGAGGAAGGCGCCCCUCCGAGGCCGGUUCUGUGGGGGCAAACUCCCGGAGCCCAUCGUCUCCACGGAUAGCCGCCUCUGGGUGGAGUUUCGCAGCAGCAGCAACUGGGUUGGAAAGGGCUUCUUUGCCGUCUAUGAAGCCAUCUGUGGGGGUGAUGUGAAAAAGGACAAUGGCCAUAUCCAGUCGCCCAAUUACCCAGACGACUACCGGCCCAGCAAAGUUUGCAUCUGGCGGAUCCAGGUGUCCGAGGGCUUCCAUGUGGGCCUCACAUUCCAGUCCUUUGAGAUUGAGCGCCACGACAGCUGUGCCUAUGACUACCUGGAGGUGCGCGACGGGCACAGCGAGAGCAGCACCCUCAUCGGGCGCUACUGUGGCUACGAGAAGCCCGACGACAUCAAGAGCACAUCCAGCCGCCUGUGGCUCAAGUUCGUCUCUGAUGGAUCCAUCAACAAGGCUGGCUUUGCAGUUAACUUUUUCAAAGAGGUGGACGAGUGCUCUCGGCCCAACCGCGGGGGCUGUGAGCAGCGGUGCCUGAACACCCUGGGCAGCUACAAGUGCAGCUGUGACCCUGGGUACGAGCUGGCCCCAGACAAGCGCCGCUGUGAGGCUGCCUGCGGUGGGUUCCUCACCAAGCAAAACGGCUCCAUCACCAGCCCAGGCUGGCCCAAGGAGUACCCUCCCAACAAAAACUGCAUCUGGCAGCUGGUAGCCCCUACCCAGUACCGAAUCUCCCUGCAGUUCGACUUCUUCGAGACUGAGGGCAAUGACGUGUGCAAAUACGACUUCGUGGAGGUGCGCAGUGGGCUCACGGCUGACUCCAAGCUACACGGCAAGUUCUGUGGCUCUGAGAAGCCCGAGGUCAUCACCUCCCAGUACAAUAACAUGCGCGUGGAGUUCAAGUCUGACAACACAGUGUCCAAAAAGGGCUUCAAGGCUCACUUCUUCUCAGACAAGGACGAGUGCUCCAAGGACAAUGGCGGCUGCCAGCAAGACUGUGUCAACACAUUCGGCAGCUACGAGUGCCAGUGUCGCAGUGGCUUCGUUCUCCAUGACAACAAGCACGACUGCAAGGAAGCUGGCUGUGACCACAAGGUGACAUCCACCAGUGGCACCAUCACCAGUCCCAACUGGCCGGAAAAAUAUCCCAGCAAGAAGGAGUGCACCUGGGCCAUCUCCAGCACCCCGGGGCACCGGGUCAAGCUGACCUUCUUGGAGAUGGACAUCGAGUCUCAGCCUGAGUGCGCCUAUGACCACCUGGAGGUGUUUGAUGGACGUGAUGCCAAAGCCCCUGUCCUUGGCCGUUUUUGUGGCAGCAAGAAGCCUGAGCCCGUCCUGGCCACGGGCAGCCGGAUGUUCCUSCGCUUCUACUCGGACAACUCAGUCCAGAGGAAAGGCUUCCAGGCGUCYCACUCCACAGAGUGUGGGGGCCAAGUUCGGGCAGACGUGAAGACCAAGGACCUUUACUCCCAUGCCCAGUUUGGUGACAACAACUACCCCAGCGGGGUGGACUGUGAAUGGGUCAUCGUGGCCGAGGAGGGCUAUGGUGUGGAGCUCGUGUUCCGGACCUUCGAAGUGGAGGAAGAGACCGAUUGUGGCUAUGACUACAUGGAGCUCUUUGAUGGCUAUGACAGCACAGCCCCCAGACUGGGGCGCUACUGUGGCUCCGGGCCUCCGGAGGAGGUGUAUUCAGCCGGAGAUUCUGUCCUGGUGAAAUUCCACUCCGAUGACACCAUCACCAAGAAAGGCUUCCACCUGCGGUACACCAGCACCAAGUUCCAGGACACACUCCACAGCAGGAAGUGACCACCGCCCUUGCCCGGGGCGGGGACGGCAGWCCUGCUUCCCUUGGUCACCUGGACUGGACAGUGGGGGUGGUGGGCAAAAGUGACACCUCAUGCCUCACCCUCAGGCCCCAGGACCUGCAGAGCCCACAGGCCAGGAGAGGCUGCCCUCCGGAGGUGGGGGACUUGGACUGCUUUGUAAGCCGCUUCCCCACCACGUGCCCCGCCAGAGUGAGGGGCCAGGGCCAGGGAGCCAGCGCUUCCACCGAGACACUUGAAGUAACCAUUUCUCUCUGGGGCCCCCACCUGGUGGCAAGAGGGCCUGUCAGCAGAACACUGCCACCUUCCUGCCAUCUCCACGUGCUGUAUUGUGUAUAGCCAGUGUACCUUUCCCACCCCUCUUCAGCCUUGAUUUGGUUUUAUUUUGACCCCCACUUCCUCGGUUCCUGGGGCAUGAGUGUCUGUGCAUGUCCCYUAGGAGCCACAGUGGGGCGGUGGCCAGGAGAGUGGAGAAACAAGGCAGGGCUUCUCAGGCCCGCUGGCUGGUCGGCCACACCGGCCCCCCAGCCAAUAAACUGAA